Molecule: messenger RNA, 6606 nt
Organism: Tribolium madens (black flour beetle)
Lineage: Eukaryota; Metazoa; Arthropoda; Insecta; Coleoptera; Tenebrionidae
Exons: 3
Coding region: 441-3311 (956 amino acids)
Source: RefSeq, a predicted model, not a curated record
GGCGACGCUAUGAUCCCGUUGAUGUCGGCGAUCCCGUGUGAGAAUUGGCCGCAACCGUGUGAAAUAAAGUGAAGGCCGGUGUUUAGCCGCCCCCGCCGCGUCGUCGGAGCCCCUGGCGCCCCACACGGAUGGUUUUUCGGCGCAGUUCGCGUCCAGUGUGCGUAAAAACGUGGUGAAAAAAUGUGAUGUUGUUUCUUUGUCUUUUAUUGUCGACGAUGUGAAGUGUGGUCGUGUUGCUGGUGAGUUUUCCGCCCAUUUUCCGGUACGAGGCGGCUGCAGUGGAGGCGGCCGCGGCUCGGACCUCCGCCACGUGUUCACGGCGAGUGGAUUGCGAUUUCGGAUGCACUGAUAAUCGUGAAUUCCCAUGUCGUCCAGCAUACGGCGGCCUCUCGUCGACUCAUCAUCAUCAUCAUCAUCGUGAGAAAGAUGUCACCAUUGCAAUGUUAAAACCAAGUGAUCUAAGCGUCGCGACGACGUCCGCACAGCGACGUCGUCGCAUCAAAAAAUAUAUCUGUGAUUUACCUCCUCAUCAAGACUGUGGACUUGAUCAAACAAAAGAAAAUUUCAACGUGUUUCAAACAAUACGUACGUGCCUAUUAACUCGAUUCGCGUCAAUUUUCCAAAAAACAUUAAUCAAGCCGUUGUUGCUUUAUUAUUUGUUACUGACGACAACGUGCAGUGUUGAAGCUUAUUCGAGCGCAUUUGACAAGAGUGAACAUUUACUAGAAAAGAUGAAUCUCGAACAGAGCAUCGCAGCAGUAUUUAACAAAGUAGCUUACGGAAGCACGACUAAAAGAUCCAUACCGGAUAAUGCUUAUCCGGUAACGACACUAGCGACACCUCUUCUCACGACGUACAAGUACUCGGAUGGUAAUGAUGAAUGGGAACGUGUCGAUGUCAAAAAUGAACGGCCAUCGGGACGAAGCAGUGUCGAUUUUGAAACAAGUGACUACGAAGAGAAGAAGGAUGAUGGAUAUGGAAGCGAUUUAGAAAAGGAUCACGUGUUGCCCACAUCGGCACCCGCAGCGGACAUUUUGAAAAACAACAAUAACAAACACUACAAUAACCCUAACCGGUAUAAUAACGACCGGUUAAAACCGGGCUUUGAACCGGGGGAACAAGUAACUGAAAGUAAUAUUAAAGCGACAACGGGGGCAAGUCUACAUCGAAAUGUUCGACCUACCAAGUCUAUGUACAGCAAAGACAUCCCUAGUUACAUCCCACCAAAUCGGGAUUUUUUCACUCCUCCCAUUCCUCCAGCAUUCCAACACCCUUUCGCCGACAAACCAACUCUUCGUGGGACAAAUUCACAUGGUUUUGCCAGUCGAAGACCCAUCCCUCCUCCUAGUUUAAUGCCCAGUAAAGAUCGAAUCCCUUUCCGGCCUGAUUUGCCCAAAGUCAACGCCGAGAAAAUCCCCGAACCCAAAACCGAAAAAGCCGAGAAGAAGAAAACGCUAAAUACGCCAUCACAGAGUGCCAAAUUGGGGGAUUUCUACGGUUUGAAUCGUCAUAAUGAGACGAGUUUCGAGUAUGAGAAGAGUUACGCUCCUGAACCGUCGAUUACGAGGAUUCUGAGUGGGUCCAAUGGCCGACAUGAUGAUAUACAAAUACCGGAAAUACUCUACAGGGCUGUUACAGCAACGCCACAGAAUGUGAAAACGACGAAAACACGAGCGCCGGCUGCUGAACCUUCAGUGGAGAUAGUUCGAGAUGAAGUGGAAGAGCACGAAACUGAGAAAAGUGAGGAAAUCACUGAAAGUGUUGUUACGGUGAGGAAGGAGGAAACGACGCAAGUUUCCGUUAAUUUGCCCAACGUUAAGGAGAAGGAGACAAACGUGACCAAGGCGAGUACGGAAGAGAUCUGGCUGAUUUGUUGGAAUGUUCAUGUGUAUUUGGUCGUGUUCGGAUAUAUACUCCUAGCGGUUUACUCGAUCUAUAAGUUGGUGAGGUACGAGAAUGACCCACAUAUGUUCUCAAAGAGUUAUUUCCUCACUAUUCAUUUGAUGUUGACGGUGAUUUGUGUUUUGAGGAUUUUUUACCUGACUUAUGAUCCGUAUAAUGUCAACAAAUCGUUCAAUAUUUUUCUCUAUGAGUUUUUACAUUCUUUUCCAUUAUCGCUCUUAGCGACAACAUUUGCCGUUUUGAUCCUCUUUCUACUGAAACGGACAUUAACACAUUUGGAAGUUAAGACUCGCCCGGUUUUUUUAGUCGUGUUUGCACUCUUACAUAUAGUUUUAUGUAUAUGUCUAAGCACAUUUGAGAGUUUUGGCCAUUUUGAAAAAGCCAGUCUUAUAGUAUGUCGGCCAGUUUUUGUCCUACUAUCAUGGGCUCUCGGUUUUAGUUACUUGUAUUUGUACCGAAUUAUUAAAAACGUCUUGGCUAAGAAAAGUCAGAAUUUGUCGGAAAUGUGCACCCAGAACAUCUCCUAUGCAUCUCAUAUAACUAUCGCCGUUGCUUUACUCUUCAUACUAUUGGGUUUCGUCCAGUUGUAUGCUUUAUUUUUCAUAAAAAUCGAUCGUUUUAACGACGAGACUAAACACCAUUGGAUUUUAUGGGGUUUCGAACUGUCGGUUCGCUUCCUUGAAAUUUCAAUAAUCACACUUUUGGCAAUUGUGGUGAGUUUGAAAAUGUCGCAACGUGAAAAACAAACCGGGGGUUUCCCCUUAUUUCCGUGUACGACUAGUGAUUCAAGCACUGAUAAUAUAUACCCUAACAAUUGUAAUACCAACCCAAAUGCACUAAAUUACAGUCGGAAUGAAAUGAUAAUGGAUAAUAUACCGACCGAGCCUGUUGAACGUCCGAAUUUGUUGAAAACCGCUUUUCAAAACGACUCCUUCGAUAAGAAAUCCACUCUCGAACGCUACCAUUCUGAUUCGGAACGAACUAGUAACUUCGACCGAUUCGAACGUCCGAAUUGGUCCGAUCGGUUCGAUUCACGACCGAAUAACCACGAGGCGAAUUUCGGCCGAAGUUCGGCUCGGUUAAACUCGGCAAAGUAUUACACGAAACCGAAGUAUGACGAUGAGGGACAAGAGAGGAAUAUCUAUAGCGAGCCAGUGGAUAAUCACCAGUAUGAAAGGACGAGGCAUGAUUUUGAAAGAGGGGAUUUCGAUCGAAGGAGUCGAAAUUCGUCGAAUACCUCCGGGAGGAGGUCGACAGGUCGUACGCGGAAAAAUCACGCGAGACCUCAUCUAGGAGUGCAGACGUUGCCGAAUCAUCAGGAUUCGAUGCUGGUGGACGAGCAGGGGUUUGUGAGGUUCAGGCAUAUGCAGGAGGAGAAGCCAAGCCAAGGGCAUUUUAGUGAUGCGUGAAAUUGGGGAGUGUGAUUGGGAGUGGGGGUUAGUGAGCCAAGGGGAGGAAAUGCAAUUGAAAAAGUACAAAUUUGCACAAUUUGGGUGUUCUAAUAAUAAAAAUAUUACAAAAAACGAUUACAUUGAAAAUUUGGAUUAAGGAUGUCUAGGAUAUUUCUAAAUGAGAUUCAGUAUUUUUACAUUUUUAUAAUUUGAUGAUUUUUUAAGUACAAUUUGUAUAAAAAAAGGACUGUUUCAACGUACAUUCUUUAUUAUGAAGUGUGAAUUUUUAUUUUGGAAAUUGAUGGAAUUUUUUUGAUUUUUUUAAUGAAUUUAUGAUACUCAAGAUUUAUGUUUUAGCUCUAGAUAUUAAUUUUUAAACUGUGAUUAAAUUUUUCAUAAUGGAAGAAUAUUCAUAGAUUUUUUUCGUUUUUAUUCACUUCGGCCAUUUUUUGAGGGUACAGUCAGAGCAAAGAAUAAUGUUAAUAGGAAAAAAGUCUUGGUAAUUGCACAAAGUUCCAAAGUUUCUUUCAUAAGUCGUUUCAAUUGAGAGUUAAUAUUUUGAUAUUUUUCUAUUGUGUAGUAUUAUUGAAUUUUUUUAUACAUAAAUUCUCGUGGGUAAUUCUGAAACAACGUUGAUGCCCAAUUACGGGAAACUUAGAACCUGACAGUUGGCACAAGAAUUAUUCUAGAAUUUUGCUCAAAACCAAUAAUCGGCCAAAAAGACAUAUUAGACAACGACAACUAUUUUGUUACUUAUUUAUUUCUUAUUUGUUGAUAAUACUCAUUUACUCUUAGUAACCUUUGGAAGCGCAGGGUACUAGAUAAGCCUCGUUUUGUGUGAUUUUAGCAAUAACUCGGACAUUUCGUUGAGUAAUUAUUAUCAGCUCACUGCCCCCACUUCGCUCCCUAAUCGACGUUUCGGCCUAAAUAAAACCCAAUUUUUCGCUUUUGACGUUUUAAAAAAAACUUAGCCAUGACAGUCACGUGUGAAUGCGGUGAUAAAUUUUGAUUGGUCCUCGCAAGGACAAACCUAAUAAAGUAAAAAUCCACUAAUUGUUAGAUUAUAGUGUAUGUACGAUUAUAAUACUUUACAAUGAUAAAGUAGCAGUGUAUAAAAAUGAAUUUGCAAAAGUGUACAUAUUUAUAAUAUUAAGUGACUAUAUAUAAUUUUAAUUUUUUAUAUAAUUUUUGAUAAGAUACAGGGUGUUCGUGUUGAAAAAAAACGGCAGCUAUGAUCCGAUUUUCUCAAAACUCUUCUCCGAAUUGUUUCGAAACCCUCCCAUACCCUGUAUAUUUUUAGUUAGUUUAGAUGAACGGACUGAAUUCAUGUUAUUUAUUAUCGUUCGGGCUAAAUACACGAGAAAUUACCGUCCUAAUGACCAAAAUAGGCGGCGGAAAAAUUGCUCGCUAGAGGGCGGCUUUUCCGGCGACGUGUCACAAAUAUGUAGAUGUGUUUUGUUUGUAUAUAUGUAUCUAAGCCAAUAUUUAGCCUUGCCAUUUUUAACUGCUGGGUUUUUUAAAUAACGUAAGAGUUAGGGAAGAAGAAGAAAUAUUAUUUUUGUAUAUUAUGUUCAGUAUUAUUUUUUUACGUUCACAGUAUUUAUUACGACGUUUGCUUUUAGGUUUCCUUUCUCACAAAAGACUUGAUUUUUAUAUACAUUCCUUGUUUACUUGCCACUCUAUUUACUUUUUAUAAUGUUCCUAAGUGACGUACUUAUACCAGUAAUUCUGACGUUUUUGCCAGUAUUUCUAUAACGCCUCUACUUGUAUUAGUAUAGAAAAAAUAACAUUUUUUCAUUUUUGAGUGUCACACAAAAUGUUAUUUUAAACAAAUAAACUACAAGAUAUAAGUGAAUCUGGUGAUUUUUCAAAUGUACAAAACUGAUGAAAAAUACAUUUUGUAAAGUCAUCGCUUUAUUUAUAUGAAUCGACUUCUAUUGUAUUAUAUUAUUGUAAAAUAUAAACUAUGUCCAAACUUGGAUUUAAUUAAUUCAAUCCCGUUUACUUAAUCCUGCCACUUUAUGUAACUAAUUAUACAAAGGUGUAUUGUGGGUUGCGUUACAUUUAACAUUAAUUACGAAAAUAAUUGAAUGUAAUUACACUGACAUGAACAGUUAAAAUCGUUGUUGUGUGUUUUACUAAACAACAAUGUCGGCAGCUUUGAAUAAGAAACGCAAACAAUGAAACGAUUGCUAUUAUUCCGCGUAAUUACAGUUGAAUAAAUCGAUAUUUAGUGCAUAGGCAACCAGUUGUUCGCAUAGAUUCGUAUCCCAAGUGGGCAACGCUUUGGAAAAUUUAUUCCGGCCGUCUUUUCAACAUAAUAUAACACGUCGUCGCUGUUAAAGUCGCUAAAAUUUGCAAGUCGCGAUAAAGAUCGAUUUAAAGCGCAGGUUAAUCCGUUCGAGGACGUUUCGUUUCUUUAUCGGUCACGUUCCUACUCUUAGUCCCGAAACAAAUGGACGAAUACGUUUCGAAAAUCAUAAAGCGCCGUUGUGUGGCUCUAAGUUUGAUAAAUGUGAGGAUCUGGAAGGAGAAUUAAUGGAUGUGUCACGGCUUCGCUUUAAAAAGGGUGCAAUUUGUUUUUUUCCUCAUGUCUAGAGGUGGUUUUCCAAAGAAAACGAAGAAAAAUUAAAAUGAAAUUCUGUGAUUUUCUAGCCACGCCUACUAGAGCAGACUCCGCCUUGAUGGUAUCGACUAAUUAAAUAACUACUGUACUAAUCGGAAAAAUCUGCCACGUGCGUCAAGUUUUCUCAUUUUCCGGCGGUUUCAUCUCAUUAAUAAUUGCUGGCCUCGGGGGGUUUUCCACGAAUCUGCGGAAUUUAUGUAAGGGAAGGUUAGACGUGUUGUACGUCUUUGACCCGAAAAGCGAUAACGCUAGCAAUGAUCCGAUUACGGCCCUGCAAUUACCUAUUUCAACGGGAAUGCCCGAUUAUUGCUAUUAUUCCCCAGCUAAAUGAAUUUAUGACCGCACGAUAACCUUUUUUGUUUCCAAGGAGGCCAGGAAGCGAAGAAAAGAUCCGGAGGGUGAUUUAUAAAUGCUAAUACGCGGUAUUGUUAGUUACAUAACUAAUAUUUUUAAUAGACUAAUAGUCGAGGCAAGCGAGCGUAGCGAGUGGAAAAUUAUUUUGACUCAUUUUUACUCGUUGUAGAAUGGCGAAUAACAGUGACAACUAAAUAAAUAUUAUGUGAAAAAAUGUGCGAUAAAAUCCACGCACAAUGUCCCGGUUAUAUACACGCUGUAUUGUUUUUUGUUGUAAUUAAUUCGAAUCAGCAAAAGCUCGUCGAAUUGUUAAAUAAACAUUGCGUUUGUUGA